CAUCUAUUUCGAAAUACACAGGAAACUCAUUCCUUCCUAUUUCGAUCCACUCAAUUUCGAAAUAACAUCUCAGUUUGUCAUUAACUCCCACUCCUAUUUCGAUUCAGACCUAUUUCAGGUCCUACCCUUUGUCACCUUGUUAAUACAGUGUUAUCAGAGUAGCCUUAUAACUUGGUUGAUCUGAAUUAAAAUGAGUACACAUCUUUGGGGUACGGGCAAUAUCCAGAGAAUUCCGUUUUGGGAGCAACCACUAAAGCCGUCCGUGAUGAUUCCGGAAAACCAAUGGGCGUUCGUCGCUAAUCAACAUUGAUCAAACUUCUUACUCACUCAAAGAUAGAAAAUUAUUGGGUUUUUCAAAUCAGGCAUGAAUAUAGCAACCUCAUCAAAAAUAAGUUGGCAGCAGCAUUCAACAAGUAUCUAUAAAUAGCAAUCAAACUACACAAACCCAUAUAUACAUAUAUAUAUACACACACACAUCACUCUCCUACACACUCGAUCGAACCAUGGCUCCAUCAGUCUCCAUGAUCCACUCAGACUCAACCCCACAAAACAUUAUGGAUUUUGUUGUGAACAAAGGUCAUGGAGUGAAAGGCUUAGCAGAACUAGGACUCAAGACACUACCACAACAAUACAUUCAACCUCCACACGAACGAUUUGAUCAUUCAAGCGACGACGAGGAACAACCAAAUAAUCAUACCAUCCCAGUUAUUGAUAUGUCCAACUGGGAUGACCCAAAAGUAGCCGAAGCAGUAUGUGACGCAGCGCGAAAAUGGGGCUUUUUUCAAGUGGUGAACCAUGGUGUCCCUAUUCAUGUUCUUCAGGAUGUUAAAGAUGCAACCCGCCAGUUUUUCGGGUUGCCAGCAGAAGAAAAGCGUAAAUACUCGAAAGAACGAUCGGUUACUAAUAAUGUUCGUUUUGGUACAAGCUUUACGCCUGAAGCCGAGAGAGCUCUCGAGUGGAAGGAUUAUCUCAGCCUCUUCUUUGUCUCGGAUGAUGAGGCUGCUUCCUUCUGGCCUCCAGUGUGCAGAAAUCAGGCUUUGGAAUAUGUCAAGAGUUCCGAACCCGUUGUCAAGAAGUUGCUCACGAUACUAAUGAAGGGAUUGAACGUAAAAGAGAUCGACGAGAGCAAAGAGUCGAUGCUAAUGGGGUCAAAGAGGAUUAACCUAAACUACUACCCAAAAUGUCCCAACCCUGAGCUCACUGUCGGGGUUGGGCGCCACUCAGACGUAUCCACACUCACUAUCCUCCUUCAAGACGAAAUAGGAGGACUUUACGUGCGAAACACCGAGACCAUGAAAUGGAUUCAUGUCCCUCCGGUUAGCGGAUCUUUGGUGAUCAACGUUGGGGAUGCGUUACAAAUCAUGAGUAAUGGGAACUACAAAAGCGUUGAGCAUCGCGUAGUUGCCAAUGGAAGUAGUAACAGGAUUUCAGUCCCGAUAUUUGUUAACCCGAGGCCUAGCGAUGUGAUCGGACCGCUACCCGAAGUGCUUGAAAGUGGUGAGAAACAAAUCUAUAAGAAUGUACUCUACAAGGAUUAUGUCAUGCAUUUCUUUAGCAAAGCACAUGAUGGGAAGGCAACUGUUGAGUUUGCAAAGGCAUGAUUUUGUGUGUUACAAAGCCUUUUUUAUUUAACUGAACAAAUAAUUAUAAAGUUUUAUAAGUAUUGUAUGAAGCUUUGAGCUUGCUUGAUGGCUUGAUAGAGUCAAUUAAGCUUGUAAAAACAUAUGUUUAAUCGUAAUGUUUAUUAUGAUAUUGUAAUAUGUUUAAUUUAUUAUCUUUAAGUAUUUUCAGUUUA
This is a messenger RNA of Helianthus annuus (common sunflower), 1795 nucleotides long. Its product is annotated as feruloyl CoA ortho-hydroxylase F6H1-3. Bases 504 to 1601 code for a protein of 365 amino acids. The record is from RefSeq and is a predicted model, not a curated record. Lineage: Eukaryota; Viridiplantae; Streptophyta; Magnoliopsida; Asterales; Asteraceae. The transcript has 3 exons.